This is a messenger RNA of Populus euphratica (Euphrates poplar), 873 nucleotides long. Its product is annotated as universal stress protein A-like protein. Bases 207 to 701 code for a protein of 164 amino acids. The transcript is spliced from 4 exons. Gene Ontology annotation, molecular function: AMP binding. NCBI's taxonomy places the organism in Eukaryota, Viridiplantae, Streptophyta, Magnoliopsida, Malpighiales, Salicaceae. The record is from RefSeq and is a predicted model, not a curated record.
UACAUCUCCCUCUCUUUUUAUUAAAUAAUCUUUAUCGAAUUUCUUUAGGGUUUUUGAAGUGAGAUGUGCUUUGGAAUUGGAUAAAGAAACAAAAAUCCAAAUAAUCUGACGGAUCAUAUUUGUUUUUUUUUCCCUUGUAAUCAUUUAAUUUUGUUCUUUAAAUUCAACUGUGUUCAUAUUUCAGCGUUUUUCGUUUCGAAGAUGAUAUGUUAGCUUUCUUUAGUAAUGUGAAAAAAAUGAAGCAACACAACUGCUAUGGACAGCUUGUGAAACCUCCAUUUAUGCUCAUUCCUAAAUUUGCAACUCUUUCUUCUUCUUCUUCUUCUUCUGAUAAAACUUUCUUUUCAAUAGGUUUUGAUGACAUGGAUAGCUUGUAUGCCUCACCUGAGGAUUUUAAAAACAUGAAGCAUAGGAAUAGGACCAGGGGACUUCAUCUGCUGGAGUACUUUGUCAAUAGAUGCCAUGAGAUUGGGGUUGCUUGUGAAGCAUGGAUGAAGAAAGGAGAUCCCAAGGAAGUAAUUUGCCAUGAAGUAAAACGAGUCCAGCCAGAUCUCCUGGUUGUUGGAAGUCGCGGUCUUGGCCCUUUUCAGAGGGUUUUUGUGGGAACAGUGAGUGAAUUUUGCCAGAAGCAUGCUGAAUGUCCAGUGAUCUCAAUUAAGCGUAGAGCUGAUGAAACUCCUCAGGAUCCUGUUGAUGACUGAAUUUAUCUCGAUUGUGAAUCGUCUUUUUUUCCCUGUAUUGAAAGAUCAUGAACGCUAUGAACAUGCACAUGUGAAUGUUGUCCUGUUUAGAUAUAUGUCUUGCCGAUGCUGAUGAUAAAUGAAAGUCCAUAUCCUUGGUGAAACUGUCGUACCUUUCGUGGUUUCGUGGUCA